This is a messenger RNA of Teleopsis dalmanni, 2844 nucleotides long. Its product is annotated as solute carrier family 12 member 8. Gene Ontology annotation, molecular function: potassium:chloride symporter activity. The coding region runs from base 203 to 2350 and encodes 715 amino acids. NCBI's taxonomy places the organism in Eukaryota, Metazoa, Arthropoda, Insecta, Diptera, Diopsidae. Gene Ontology annotation, biological process: potassium ion homeostasis; cell volume homeostasis; potassium ion import across plasma membrane. Gene Ontology annotation, cellular component: membrane. The record is from RefSeq and is a predicted model, not a curated record. The transcript has 8 exons.
GCCUUUUAGUCAUAAAUUGUUGAAAGCCUAUAAUGUGAAUCAUCUUUUAGUGUUAUAUAUGAAUGUUUAUGAAAGUGCAAUGUAUUGAUAAGAAGUGAAAGAAGUUUUUCUAAUCGCGAUAUAGAAUUGAUUGCGUGGAUGGAAGAGACAUAAAAAGCAAUCAAUCGUAAAUUAGUAAUCAACAGCGUAAAUACAAGAAGCGAUGAGUAAUAAGAGUAAUGGAGACGCAACGGUUAGCGGAGCUAAUCGUCGUACUCAAGUAGAUUGGAAUCGUUUUGGACUUGGCAGUGAAGACGAUGUUGAGGUAGCAAAUUUUCGACAGCGAGCCAACACAAGUGGUUUUGUGGAUCUUGGGAAUGAGUACACGUAUGCAGCAGGUGGUCAUCAUGCAUCGGGCGCAAAUGAAAUAUUUGCCGAUGAACAAGGAGAUAAACCAUGGUGGAGGUCAAAUUUUUUUAUAUCACAACCAGUUUUAUUUGGUACAUGGGAUGGCGUAUUCACUUCCUGCCUAAUAAAUGUCUUUGGUGUGAUUGUAUUUUUACGGUCGGGUUGGAUUGUUGGACAAGCAGGCAUUAUAAAUGCCGUACUCAUCAUAUUUUGUACAGUGGUCAUUGCACUGGUAUCAAUUCUAUCAGCAGUGGGCAUUUGUGAACGAUGUCGUGUUGAAAGUGGUGGAGUUUAUUUUCUAAUUGCGCAUACGUUAGGUUCACGUUUUGGUGGAUCACUUGGUCUUUUGUAUUGUUUUGGCCAAGCUGUUGGUUGUGCUCUAAACGUUAUGGGCUUUGGUGAGUCUAUGGCGGGUUUAGUUGGUUUAGAAGACAACAAAUGGGCAAUACGCGGUUUCGCUGCUGCUGCCGUGCUAUUGCUAGGCUGCAUAAAUGUUGCUGGCGUGAAGUGGGUUAUUAAACUACAAUUUGUUUUACUUAUGAUAUUGCUGAUAUCAGCGCUAGAUUUCAUGGUAGGCAGUUUUGUUGGCGAAGAUCCUAAGAACGGUUUUAAUGGCUGGAAUACUGGAGAUUUCGUUGAUAAUCUUUGGCCGAACUAUCAGGAUGGUUAUUCAUGGUUUCGCGUUUUUGGUGUAUUCUUUCCCACAGUAACUGGUGUUUUAUCUGGUAUUAAUAUGAGUGGUGAUUUACGGGCACCUUCAACCGAUAUACCAAAUGGCACAUUAGCAGCCUUCGGUACAUCUACCUUCCUUUACUUGGUUUUUGUGCUUUUCCUUGGUUCCACGUGCUCUCGUGUUACACUGCUUACUGAUUUCAUGAUAUCCGUUAAAGUUUCUGCAGUGCAAUUUUUACUCUUAUCCGGAAUUUAUGUGUCAAGUAUGUCAUCGUGUUUAGGCGCUAUGUAUGGCACACCACGCGUUUUACAAAGUAUAGCAAAUGAAAGUGUAAUUCCUGGCAUCGAUGCACUUGGCAAAGGCCGCGGUCCUAACAAAGUGCCACUGUAUGCUAUGGCGGUUGUGGCUGUCGUUACUGUAACUUUUAUUAUUGUUGGUGAUAUCAAUUUCUUGGCACCUAUUGUAACCAUGCCAUUUUUGCUGACCUAUGCUUGUAUUGACUACUCAUAUUUUGCAUUGGCGCAAACAUUUGAUAUACAAGAGCAGCGAGAAGAACGUUUUCGUAUACAAGCUUCGAGUCCUUCAUAUGAGACUCGUCGUUAUGGUUCUGUACAGGAAGGAAAUGAUUUGGAUAUUCUCUUCCCCGAUCGAGUACGUCAUAAGAAUUUACAAAGCCCACAAAACUCACCACUACAUGUGCCUUCAACAAAUGGAGCUUCUAGCAAUGAGACUGAACGAAAUCAUAUCCAGCAAAAUCACAAUACUAAUGAUCCAAAUGCUGUCAUAAUACGAGACGGUUUCAAUAGCACUAAUCAAGAUGCUGCGCCCGAAGGUGCAAGUCCACAUGAAAAUGAAGAUGAAGAACCCAUUGCACCAAUACGUCCACCGAUUCAUUCAAAAACCAAAAAUUGGUACUCUGGUUAUUGCAAUCGCUGGGCAUCACUUUUAGGCGCUUUCACAAAAUUAUUAGUGAUGCUCUUAGUGAAUUGGUACUACGCGUUAACCUGCUUCUUAGUUGUCUUUAUUAUAUGGUUUUACGUAGGCACAGCCAAUCCAGCGGUGAAACCUGGUCUAACGGCAGAGUUUAACUUUUUUGCUUGGCUUAAAAGUGUUAUAUUCAGAUGCUUCGGUAAACGUAUGCAUGAAUAUGAACAAAUUGUGGUAACGCCGUCUUGUCCUGGUGUUGAUUUCUCACCGACACAAUUAAAUGAUGAAAAUGAAGACUUUUCACAGCGAAGGCGAUAUCAUCAGUCUUCAGUAGUAGAAGGUCAUUUAGUGGAUACUAUAUAAUUUAUUUUUUUGUAAGGAAUUAAUAUGUAAUUAAAAAAAGCUCAAUAACCGUUUGCAGCAAUUGGACCAACCAAUCAACCAAAUGUAUUAACAAAGCAAUAAUACUCUAUACCACAUCUGCUUUUGCUUUUUUAAUUCAAAUCUCUGCCUCUAUAAUCGCUACAAUAUAUAUUUUUAAAGUUUUUGAACACGAUGUAUAAACCCCAGCGCAAAAAUAUUAAACAAUUUUUACUAGACUUGUUGUGCAUUUAUAUAUUAUAUUUUAUAUUAUUUGUUAUUGUAAAUUUUAGCUUUUUUAAUUACGUUGUCAAUUUUCAAACUUUAUUCAUUUAACUAAAAUACUUAAAGUAUGUUUCCUUAAGUUGCGAUACGUGCUUAAAUUGAUUAAGGAAGCAUAUGUGAUAAUGAGAUAAUAAGUAAAGGGAAAAACAUUACUUAAACGUUGAGUAAAAUAUUGGAGAAAUUUAUAACACAAAAUCAAAAAAAUUUAAUUU